Molecule: messenger RNA, 512 nt
Organism: Dermacentor albipictus
Lineage: Eukaryota; Metazoa; Arthropoda; Arachnida; Ixodida; Ixodidae
Source: RefSeq, a predicted model, not a curated record
GACACCCUAAUUGCAUUGGCCCUACUAAAAAACCCUACCACUCGGUCAUGCCGGUCAUGCUUACCGAUGCAAACUCUGGUACCUGGCUUUGCACGCUAGGUGCCAUGGGAGGCAUGACGCAGGCCGUCGUCAUCGCACAGCUGUUGCUGAACAUGAUGGAACUUGGUCUAAACCCCCAAGAGUCUUUGGCGCGACCACGCUUUCUGCUGGGCUCCCCGAAUCGCUCGCAUCCUGAUGGUGCUCUUGCGGUGGAAGCCACAUUUCCAAAGGACGUGCUACAGGCGCUGAAGCAGCGGGGCCAUAGCGUGAAGGACAAAUGCGUAGACCCUCGCACACACGGCGCAGGGCAUGCCAACAUACUGGCCAGAGCGUCGCUAUGGUCUGACAAGGGAGAUGAGACAAACGCGGUUGGAGUCCAGCAGUCGACCGAUGUCGAUCCCAUCUGGUGUGGUGUCGAACCUCGCAUCAGCGGUUCGGCUUUGGGAUAUUGAAAGCACUCGUAGUUUGGCACA